UGUUGUAUGAUCCUUGUGCUCUAUUGUACAAAUGAUUGAAUAAUUGCAACUGCGCCGGUGUGACUGGGAGGUGGAAUUGAUUGCCUAAUGCAACGAGAUAGACGCCGUGUGUAGCUGUUGUGUCAUAAGCCAUACGAGCCCUUGCUUCGUAUGUUGUUAUCUCUCGCCACGAUCUCGUUCUGUACCACGGAACAGCUUUCACCAUAAAUCAGAUCACCUCUACUUCAGGACGCACACUAAGAUCUCCCCAAUGGCAACCAUCGACGCUCAGGUCCUCAGGGAAAUGAUUGAACGGUUUCGAGUUCUCAUCAUAGGAAGAGCAAACGCAGGCAAAACGUCCAUUCUUCACAAGGUCUGCAAUACCACGGAUGAACCAGAAAUUUACGAUCCCAAAGGAAACAAGAUCGAUGCGGCCGUCGUGAAAUCAUCGAUCAAGCGUGGAAAUCACGACAUCAGAAACGAGAUGGUCUUCAAAAGCAAUCCUAGUUUCGUCUUCCACGACUCAUGCGGUUUCGAAGCGGGUUCUGAAGAAGAAUUCGAGGACAUGAAAAAAUUUAUUUCAGAACGGGCAAACAUGACGAAAUUGGAGGAGCGACUCCAUGUUAUCUGGUACUGUAUCCCGAUGGACGACCAUUGUCGGACAUUUCAACGAUCAGAGGAGAAGUUCUUCUCAGAGUGCGACACUGGGCACAUUCCUGUGGUCGUGGUAUUUACCAAGUUCGAAGCUUUACGUCCAAUUGCGUUUGGACAACUCAAGAAGGAACUGAAAGGCGCAUCAGGAGAAGAACGCUCAAGAAAGAUUGCCGAGCGGGUCGAAAAUUUGUUUACUAACACAGGUGUCUUGGAUCGGUUAUGCGCUCCUGAAAACCGUGCGCGUCCUAAGUCCCAUGUACGCUUGGACAAUAUGCACAAACCGGAUACCAACUGCAACCUUCUAUUGGAACACACGACUCUAGCAUUGGACAAUGAAGAAUUGCAGUUGUGCCUAAUUUCGACACAACAGUCAAACCUGGAGCUUUGCAUCAAGUGUGCAGUCAGAAAACUCGUUCGUCGCGUACAGCAAUCCGGGCCAAUCAAUUAUGGAGGGUAUCAGUAUAGAAUUGCUAAGUGGUUUCCGCAUCUGAAAGUGUUGAAGUGCUGAACCUGUCCAUAGUCUGAUAAUUUUCCUCCAUUGUAGUUGUCCAUCGUUAACAGCUGGUAAGAUUGCAGUUUGAGAAGGUCAGAUCACA
Messenger RNA from Suillus bovinus, 1229 nucleotides. RefSeq lists its product as uncharacterized. The transcript has 8 exons. The coding region runs from base 251 to 1141 and encodes 296 amino acids. The record is from RefSeq and is a predicted model, not a curated record. Gene Ontology annotation, molecular function: GTP binding. NCBI's taxonomy places the organism in Eukaryota, Fungi, Basidiomycota, Agaricomycetes, Boletales, Suillaceae.